CAGCUUGUCUAUUUUUCUUCCUCUUUCUCUCAAUUUUAGCGAUUCAUGGCUACUGGUAUUCCAAUUCAAAGAUUCCCUUGGGCAGAUGAAGCACCCAGUUCAAUUGGGUCAUCCUCAAUUUCAAAUGUACCCAAUAAAAAAUGGCGUAAUUGGUUACCUCUCUUCGUUGCCCUUGUGUUUAUAGCAGAGAUUUCUUUUCUUAGUAAAAUUGACAUGGCUGAAAAAGCCAAUCUUGUUAAUUCUUGGGCUGACUCCUUCUAUCAGUUCACCACGUCUUCUCGGUCCACCACUGAACUGGCUGUUGAUGAGGCGGAAUUGGGUGUUUUGGUUAGUGAGGUUGAUCAGGGUUUAGUACCAGGGGGCUGUGAGGAGUGGUUGGAAAGGGAAGAUUCUGUGGCCUUUUCCAGAGAUUUUGACAAAGAACCAAUUCUUGUUCAUGGCCGUGAACAGACAUUUAACUCCUGUCCGGUGGGAUGUAAGUUUGGAACCAAUUUCGAUAAGAAGUCUGAUGCAGCAUUUCGGCUACCACGACAAGCUGGCAUAGCUAGCGUGCUACAAUCUAUGGAGUCAGCUCAAUACUAUGCUGAGAACAACAUUACUCUGGCACGACGAAGGGGAUAUGAUGUUGUAAUGACAACAAGCCUCUCUUCAGAUGUUCCUGUUGGGUACUUCUCUUGGGCUGAAUAUGAUAUCAUGGCUCCAGUACAACCUAAAACAGAGAAUGCCUUGGCAGCGGCUUUCAUUUCUAAUUGUGGUGCUCGGAACUUCCGCUUGCAAGCUUUAGAAGCCCUUGAAAGGGCAAAUAUCAGAAUUGAUUCUUAUGGAAGUUGUCAUCAUAACAAAGCUGAAAGAGUUGACAAAGUGGAAGCACUGAAGCGCUACAAGUUUAGCUUGGCUUUUGAGAAUUCUAAUGAGGAGGAUUAUGUAACUGAAAAAUUCUUUCAGUCUCUUGUAGCUGGAUCAAUCCCAGUGGUGGUUGGUGCUCCAAACAUCCAAGACUUUGCUCCUUCUCCUACUUCAGUCUUGCACAUUAAAGAGCUAAAAGACGCUGUAUCAGUUGCCAAGACUAUGAAGUACCUUGCUGAAAACCCUGUUGCAUAUAAUGAGUCAUUAAGGUGGAAGUUUGAGGGUCCAUCUGAUGCCUUCAAAGCCCUGGUUGAUAUGGCAGCAGUUCAUUCAUCUUGUCGUUUGUGCAUCUUCUUGGCAACUAGAAUCCGGGAGAAAGAAGAGCGGAGUCCAAAAUUUAUGAAGCGUCCCUGCAAAUGUACCAGAGGGACUGAAACUGUCUAUCAUGUAUAUGUACGUGAAAGGGGGAGGUUUGAGAUGGAUUCCAUUUUCCUAAGGUCAAAUGAUUUAUCAUUGCAGGCCUUUGAAUCUGCUGUGCUUGCAAAAUUCAAGUCUGUUAAACAUGUUCCAGUUUGGAAGGAGGAAAGACCUCAAGUACUUCGUGGUGGAGAUGAACUCAAACUUCACAAAGUAUAUCCUGUUGGCUUGACACAGAGACAGGCAUUAUAUUCCUUCAGAUUCAACGGGGAUACUGAGUUCAAGAAUUACAUCAAAAGUCACCCAUGCGCAAGAUUUGAAGCCAUAUUCGUAUAGCUGAAGUUUGAAGUUUUGCUCGUAACAGAAUUGCAAGCCAUGGUGUAACUCUCUGUUCUUUCCCCGUGCCUUUGUUGUCUACAAAAUUGGUUGUGGAUCUUGCCAUAUGGAUGCAACCAGAGAGUCGGGAAGUUAUUGUUACAAAGGGUGAAUCUGAUAUUUGGUGUAAACUUCUCAUCCUUCACAUUUUCAAGCAUAAGGAAGGCCAGGAAGGAUCAAAUUUUGCCUCCUUUUUUUUUUAAUGGAUAUGCCCAUAAAAUAACAAGUUAUAUACACUGACAACAUAAGGAUUUUUAGUGCGGUGAGCAAUUCACCAAGUUGAUGGUAUAGCUGAGAAUUGUAAGUUUUAGUUCAGACUGCAGGUUAGUGUUACAGGUAUUGACAACGAUACAAACUUUAGCAACGGUUUCAUAAUCAUGAAUAUAAGUUU
This is a messenger RNA of Solanum verrucosum, 2029 nucleotides long. RefSeq names its product glycoprotein 3-alpha-L-fucosyltransferase A-like. Gene Ontology annotation, cellular component: membrane. The record is from RefSeq and is a predicted model, not a curated record. Lineage: Eukaryota; Viridiplantae; Streptophyta; Magnoliopsida; Solanales; Solanaceae. The transcript has 7 exons. The coding region runs from base 46 to 1599 and encodes 517 amino acids. Gene Ontology annotation, molecular function: fucosyltransferase activity.